Messenger RNA from Triplophysa rosa, 10061 nucleotides. RefSeq lists its product as uncharacterized. The record is from RefSeq and is a predicted model, not a curated record. NCBI's taxonomy places the organism in Eukaryota, Metazoa, Chordata, Actinopteri, Cypriniformes, Nemacheilidae. The transcript is spliced from 10 exons. The coding region runs from base 826 to 1932 and encodes 368 amino acids.
GAUGACUUUUAGAUGGGAUCAUAUUCGUACAGUGCAUAGCUCUACAGUGGAUCGAAAAAGUCCAACCAGAAAGAACUGUGAUAUGCAGUGAUUCCAUGGCUGCGCUCACUAGUCUACUAAGUGGUAAAUCUGAAGCUAGGCAAGACUUAGUAUUUGAAGUUUUACAAAGUUUGUUUAGAAUAAGGCAGUUAAGGAUAGAGGUACAUUUCCUCUGGGUACCUGCACAUGUGGGUGUGGAUGGAAAUGAAGAAGUAGAUUUACUAGCAAAGAAAGCAUUAAAUCAUCCACAAGUAGAAAUUAAAUUAGCUUCAAGUAAAGAUGAAUUCAAGAGAGUGAUAUCAUCUGAAGUAAGUAAGAAAUGGCAAACGUUAUGGAAAAGUGGGUUUAAAGGAAGACAUCUUUUCCAGAUUCAGGAGUAUGUUGGAAAUGAGAGGAAAAGAUAUGGAAAUAGGAAGAAGCAUUUCUCCAAAGAAAUGUGGAGAAUUAGAAACAGUGAGGCAUAUCCUUAAUGAGUGUUCUGCAUAUGAAAGGGAGAGAUUCCAAUUAAUACAAGAAUGAGGACGGUUGGGGGUGGAUAAUAUCUCUUUAAAAGUAUUGUUAGGAAACGGGUCAAGGCAAUCAAGAGUACAUGAAAUAUUAUUUAAAUACCUAAAAAACACAGGAACAUAAUUAAAUAUAGGAAUUAAAAUACCUUUUUUACUAUAUCUUCCUUCCAAAUCGAAGUACUCUCCACACUCCAGAUCAGUAGGUGGCGGUAAUGCACCUUUUCGUGGGUUUGCCAAACCGUCAUAAAACACAAGAAGAAGAAGAAGACUGUUGCGACUCAUGAUGAUGAUUAGUCGAGAUUUGCUAACACACAAUUCCCUAAAAAGCAAAGAGGGUGAGAAUGGUGUUGGGGCAAACAGCGUCACCGACAGUCACCACAUCGUUGUCGAUUUCGAGGAUAAAAACAGAGGUCUUGAAGGCGACAUGGACAUGGACAUGGAUAUGGGUAUAUUUGCUCCUGUCGAGUCCUCCGACUGUGAGGAAGAUGAUGAAGAGGAACGCUCCCGGAGAACAAACAACGGAGAGCUAGAUAACACUGAAGAUGUUGAUCCCUCUGAGGAGCCUUCCAGCAGUUUUCAAGGAUGUCGUAAAAGGAAAUCAAAUGUUUUGGCAGAGCAGAAUGCUGAGUGUAGUGAAGCAGACAAGAAAAUGGAAUCGAACAAAGUGAGCAAGAAAAAGUGCAUCAAAUGCAACAUGGCCAUUGGUGUUGCAACCAAGGUUUGCAAGGCAUGUGGAGAGGCACAACCAAUGAGACGAAAGCUUCAGAAAAAGAUUAAAAAAUAUGAUGAAGCCUGGGCCAGUGCUCCGAUGGAGAACGGGAAGUUAAACAAUCUAUUUGAUGAAACAAAUCUCCUGCUUCACAAGUGGCAGCUGCUGGGCAUGUACCCGCUUUUCCUGUUGGGGGGAAAGAGACGAUCUAAGACUGUGACCCAGUGCCUGUGUCCAAUCAAAUUUAAACACCCCCAGAAUAAGGAGGCACAGGACACUAUGCGGCAGAUUUUUGUUAGGCUGAUAAACGCUCAACAAACAGCCCUCGAGCCAAUUGUCACCAAAGCUCCGGCCCAGCCACCAGCCCCCCAGCUACAACUAAUCCAGCCUCAGAGGGCCCUUCAACCUGUGAUCCCAUCUUUGGUCGCACAGCAAGUACCCGUCUUUCAGUCUUUAGUCCAGCCACUGGCCACCCAUCUACCAGUCACCCAGUCUCUCUGCUCUACACCUCCCACUGUCAAAGGGAUCACAGAUGAUGACCUAAUGGAACUAAGACGACUUGCACCUAAUGCAGCUAUUUUCACCAGUAUGGACAUCAGUGCCACUGCGCCGCUUACAGGUGUCCGUGACAAAGCCGUCCAGCACACGGUCCAAGUGAAAGUGGAAAAGUUAGACUAAUUUCUCUUUUGCUCUGGUCAUGUUGUUACCAAUUCCAGUAUAUCACCAGAUGGGACUGUGUUUCUACUAUGAGUGUCUCAAAAUGAAGCAUGUGGAUUUGCAAACCGUGCAACAUUCCUAGGGAUGGGUACCGAUAACCGGGUAUUAAAAGAGCCCCAGGGCUAAUUUAUGAAAGACCGGAGCAUCGAUAAGCUUCUGCUUUUGGUACUGGAGAAACACACGGCACGCGCAGCUUGUAUCUGAAUGCUCCGCUUUGCUGCGCGUCUACCCAAACAGGGCGUCAUGGGCUGUUCAAAUUUCACGAACGCGCGCUGCCUGUGUUUGAAUGCUUUUGAAAUUCGUCUCCGUUUAGCGUUACCAACAGAUGGGACAUGCGUGCAACCGAUUCAAUUGGAUUAAAUGAUGUGACAACACAUUUUGCUUAUUUAUAUAAUAAUAAAAAAACUUAAAAACAAAUAAAUCAGCCCAAAUAUAAUGUAAUAUUUGAUAACAUUGAGAGCUUAAUAAGGCAUUGCUUUACUUACAUAGGACAAACAUAUAAAUCGGUCCAUUAAAACACACAUUUAAAUAUUUCAAAACUUUUUUCGGUUAAGUUGCGGCCAACCCACUUCUUUUAAUACUGCUUGUCUGAGCUGAAUACAAUUUAUUUUACAUUGCACCGCUGUAUAGUCUUGGCCACCGUGCUGCAGCUCAGUUUCAGGGUCUUGGCAAUCUUCUUAUAGCCUAGGCCAUCUUUAUGAAGCGCAACCAUUCUUUUUUUUAGAUCCUCAGAGAGUUCUUUGCCAUGAGGUGCCAUGUUGAACUUCCAGUGACCAGUAUGAGAGCGUGAGAGCGAUAACACCAACUUUAACACACCUGCUCCCCAUUCACACCUGAGACCUUGUAACGCUAAAGAAUCACAUGACACCGGAGAGGGAAAAUGGCUAAUUGUACUCACUUUUGUUGCCAGUGGUUUAGACAUUAAUGGCUGUGUGUUGAGUUAUUUCGAGGGGACAGCAAAUUUACACUGUUAUACAAGCUGUACACUCACUACUUUACAUUAUAGCAAAGUUUCAUUUCUUCAGUGUUGUCACAUGAAAAGAUACAGACGUGCUCAAAUUUGUUGGUACCCUUACAGCUCAUUGAAAUAAUGCUUCAUUCCUCCUGAAGAGUGAUGAAAUUAAAAGCUAUUAUAUCAUGUAUACUUGCAUGCCUUUGGUAUUUCAUAUAAUAAAGCAAAGAAGCUGUGGAAAGAGAUUAAUUAUUGCUUAUUCUACAAAGAUACUCUAAAAUGGCCUGGACACAUUUGUUGGUACACCUUAGAAAAGAUAAUACAUAAUUGGAUUAUAGUGAUAUUUCAAACCAAUUAGUUUCUUUAAUUAGUAUCACACAUGUAUCCAAUCUUGUAAUCAGUCAUUCAGCCUAUUUAAACGGAGAAAAGUAGUCACUGCGCUGUUUGGUAUCAUUGUGUGAACCACACUGAACAUGGACCAGAGAAAGCAAAGGAUGGAGUUGUCUGAGGAGCUCAGAAAGAAAAUAAUAGACAAGCAUGGUAAAGGUAAAGGCUACAAGACCAUCUCCAAGCAGCUCGAUGUUUCUGUGACAACGGUUGCAAAUAUUAUUAAGAAGUUUAAGGUCCAUGGAAUUGUAGCCAACCAACCUGGGCGCGGCCGCAAGAGGAAAAUCGCCCCCAGAUUGAACAGAAGGAUACUGCGGUAGAAAUGGUAGAAAAAGAACCAAGGAUAACUGCAGAAGAGAUACAAACUGAACUCCAAGGUGAAGGUACAUCAGUUUCUGAUCGCACCAUCCAUCGGUUUUUGAGCAAAAGUGGGCUCCAUGGAAGAAAAAGCCAGACUGGAAUUUGCUAAAAUUCAUAUUGACAAGCCACAAUCCUUCUGGGGGAAUGUCCUCUGGACAGAUGAGUCAAAACUGGAGUUUUUUGGCAAGUCACAUAAGCUCUAUGUUCACAGACGAAAAAAAAUCAAGCUUUCAAAGUGAACACCAUACGUAAAGUGAAACAUGGAGGAGGCUCGGUUAUGUUUUGGGGCUGCUUUGCUGCAUCUCGCACAGGGUGCCUUGAAUCUGUGCAGGGCACAAUGAAAUCUCAAGACUAUCAAGGCAUUCUGGAACGUACUGCCCAGUGUCAGAAAGCUCUGUCUCAGUCGCAGGUCAUGGGUCCUCCAACAGGAUAAUGACCCAAAACACACAGCUAAAAUCACCCAAGAAUGGAUAAAAACAAAACAUUGGACUAUUCUGAAGUGGCCUCCUACGAGUCCUGAUCUGAAUCCUAUGGAACAUCUAUGGAAAGAGCUGAAACUUGCGGUCUGGAGAAGGCACCCAUCAAACCUGAGACAGCUGGAGCAGUUUGCUCAGGAAGAGUGGGCCAGACUACCUGUUAACAGGUGCAGAAGUCUCAUUGAGAGCUACAGAAAACCUUUGCUUGCAGUGAUUGCCUCUAAAGGUUGUGCAACAAAAUAUUUGGUUAGGGGUCCCAUCAUUUUUGUACAUGACAUUUUCAUUUGUUUUAUUGUUUACAAUUUUAUGUUGAAUAAAAAAUCAAAAGCAAAGUCUGAUUUCUAUUAAAUAUGGAAUAAACAAUGGUGGAUGCCAAUACUUUUGUCAGUUUCAAGUUAUUUCAGAGAAAAUUGUGCAUUCUUCGUUUUUUGUGGAGAGGUACCAACAAACUUGAGCACGUCUGUAUAAUAAAAUAUUUACAAAAAUGUGAGGGGUGUACUCACUUCUGUGAGAUACUGUAAAAGCAGUAUUAUUCCAUUCUUUCGUUCUUUAUUUUUGGUCUUAUUUAAAAAAUAUCAUGAUGCUGCUCUUUUGAUUCUGCAUUAUGAAAUAGUCGGGAAAAGCAUCAUGCAGCCAUUAUUUACAAGAUACUUCAGCUGCUUCUUACAUUCCGUGACGGGACUAGAAGUCUCCUUGGCUCCCUAACCAUCUACGGGUGAAAAGAAAUAAGAGUGUAGAUAGAUAGGCCCACCUUAGCAAAAAGAUCAAUAAAACAUGGAGCAUUGAUAUGAUUCUAGGUAUGAUGCUAGAAGGGAGUUCGAGACACAAAUUGGACAACUAAAUAUGACACUAGACAAUUGUCAACUAGAAAAGGCUCAAUUUCUUAAACAAUUAUUUGAAAAUUACUGUGCUAAGUGAAAGUUUAAUAUGUAAAACGUACCAAGUAUAGUGUAAGAUCUGCUGUCCACACUCCAGUACAAUUGGUGGCGGUAAUACACCUCUAAGCUGGUUUGCCAACUACCAUUAGAACCUAUACACACUCCGGAGCAGAAGGUGGCGCUAAUUCACUUACACUGGCUGUCAGCCACGGUUACAAAGUAACCAAGAAGAAGAAGUGUGUUGUGCACUGCUCGACUUCAUGCUCGUCCAAACAGCGGUUCUCGCUUCAGGUAAACAAUGCAUGAUUUGUGAUUAUUAUGCAAGUGAACAUGCAUUGUCAAAAUGUGAUGUUUAUCCUUUUUUAUUGCGUUGUUAGGCGUUACAUGUCUCGACGUGGAGGAAUGUCUAAAAACUCAUCAGAUUUUCCAAAACAGUUUAUUAUUGCUUAAGCCAAUUUUGUGCGCCUAUAAUUUUUUUCUGUGCAUUAAAUCUGGUAUGUCUGUAAUCUGUAGUGUCCAAAGUCGGUCCUAGAGGGCUCUGGUGCCCUGCAGAGUUUAUCUUAAACCCUAAUCAAACACACCUGAAGCAGGUAAUCAAGAUCGCACUAGGCAGAUUACAAACUCCCAGACAGGUGUGUUGAGCCAAGUCGGAGAUAAAGGCCCUGUCCCAAAUGGCACACUUCACGUGGAUUUGCGUUCUCGUGGACCUAAAUUGCGCGUGCUCGCCAAGUCUACGAGUCCGUAGGUGUCCCAUUUGUCUUUUUAGUGCUCAGAAGUCUGCUCGCGAGCGCCUCCCUUGUGCCCUCGAUGCGGUCUUUGGCGAAGCUCGCAUUGAUGCCGACUCCACUGAAGUACCCUACCCAGGAAUCCUUGCGAACGCCCAAUCACAGAACGGAUGGGAGGAGUGUCGUGGAUGUCAGACAUAUACUAAACAUGACGGAUACAUUUUUAAAUGUAUGUUUUGAUCAAAUUCAGAUAAAUAUUAAAUAACAACAUAAUGUGUUCUUAAUAUGCAUAUAAGUAUAGUGUAUACAAAUAAAUAAAUAUACAUAAGCAGUUGCAUUUACGUCAUGCCAAAGGAAUGCAUUACAAACAUACAUUUCUAUUGCAUAAUGCUCGGGUGGCAUAUCAACAUAUGAAAUACAGAACUAUAAAAACCCCAGCUCCUGUCCCAAGUAACAACAAUGGGACAACAAGUGUGGUCGACUUCACGCGGCGCUGUGCAGACUGAUCAGAGUAUGGCAACAAAGUACCGCGAGAGUGAUUAGAAAGCACCGCUUGCUCUUUCCAGCGUGAUGACGUGAUGAAGUCUGUCCCAAAAUGCACUCCCAUGUACACUUGUGCCUAGUGCCCUAUAGGUCUGCACUUCCUGACGUCACCAUGCGUGGACUCUGAGGAGGUCCACAAGACCGGAGUGCGCCAUUUGGGACAGGGCCAAACUCUGCAGGACAUCGACCCUCCAGGACCGACUUUGGACACCAUAUCAUACUGUCUGUGUUGAAACAUAACCAUGCCAAAAAAAGGAAAGAGGAGUCAAGCUCAGAAAAGGCGCAGAAGGAUAGAAGCUUUACUCCGCACAAGUAACGCUACCAACUAUGCAUCAGGGGAGGCAUCCGUGGAUCCAGAAAGUCCAGACUUUUUUCCCUCAUUGUUUGAAUAUUCGGAACAGGAUCAGGAUAUGGAAGCUCCAGACGUAAUGGACAGUUCUAUCUUAAAUAAGAUGACAAGGAGGGAUACAUGUAUACGCAAGUCCUCCUUCACUGAAGCUUCAAGGUCUUCCACUGCAGAGGAAGCAGAGGAGUUUUGUACUGAUGAACAAGAUGCCAUGAUCCCUCUAGAAAUCUACAAUAAACUCCAAGUCCAGCACCAGCAGCUUAUGAUAGAGUACAUUGACUUGUGCACAAAAUCUUACGCACUCCAAGAGGAAAAUAACCAGCUGAAAGAAGAACUUUGCAGCAGGAUGUUCUCUUUCAGCUCAAUCCGAAUGAAAGCUCAACAAAUGCUUUUCUUUACCGGUCUGAGCACUGUCAUUUUUGAGUGGUUGUUAUCUAAAUUGAAGGGCAACGUGCCGGCGAUGUACAGCACGUUGAGCCUGGAAGAUCACCUGUUAGUUGUGUUAAUGAAACUGCGCUUGGGUCUAAGAAAUGAGGACAUCGCUUUAAGGUUUGCAGUAACAGAAAACGCCAUCUCCAAUAUUUUAAGAAACUGGAUCCGUAUAAUGGCACAGACAUUAAAGCCAAUGAUUAAAUGGCCGACCAGGAAUGCAGUUCUCAAGAAAAUGCCAAAAUGUUUUCAAAAAAAGUAUAGGCAGUGUCGGUGUAUUAUUGACUACAUUGAGGUUUUUAUUGAAACGCCAAGAUGUAUGAUGGAUCAAGCGCAGACGUGGUCAAAUUAUAAGCAUCGCCAUACUGUGAAAUAUUUAGUUGGGUUAACACCAGCAGGGGCGGUUUGUUUUUUGUCACCAGGCUGGGGUGGAAGUGUUUCUGUCAAAGAGAUGGUAUCAAAUUCAGGAUUCUUCGAACUGCUGGAACCAAUGGAUAAAAUUCUGGCCAUUCGAGGGUUUCCGAUUAGAGAGGACCUUGUGGCAUACCAAGCCACUCUUCAUAUUCCACAUUUCAAAAAAAGCGACAAGCAGCUGUGUGCUUCUGAAGCUGGCACACCAGGAAGACUGUCGAAUGUAAGAAUACAUUUGGAAAGAGUCAUUGGGCGUUUGAAGAAGUUCACCAUUUUGACAUCUGUUAUUCCACGUAAUCAGGAAGACAUCCUGGGUGAUAUGGUGACAGUGUGUGGGGCAUUAACUAAUCUUUGCCAGACGUAGUGCCUAGAAAAUAGAUGCACAGACGAGGGUAAAAAGAAGCAAACUGCUUACUGGCUGAGCAAAGAUGGUGUAACGUGGUGCAUUCCCAGGGUUUUAUUGUGGGGUGUUUUUUUCUACCGAUACAUGAUUUAUAUUAAAUGCUUUUGAUUGAGAUUCUUUAUUGACAAGGAGUUAUGCAUUGACAUGUUUAAGUUUAACCUCAUAUGUUUCAUGAUGAAUAAUGUUUUUUUUUUGUACCCCAUUGCUCUAGAUGUUGAACAUAUUGCUCAGUCUUCAAUUAUUGUUUUACUGUGAUGCGAGUCCACUUUGACGGAUGUUUAUAUCAACACAAAUAAAUAUUUGGGUAAAGGUUCACUAGGGGGUGUGGAAUAUAUAUAUAUAUUUUUUUUUUUUUUAAAUGAAUUUUUAAUGCAGUUUGACAUUAAACAUUAAAAAUGUACAAAAUCAAUGUUUUAGCUUUUACUGGUCACUUUGUCAAAUUAACAACAUUGCAAUUUAUGUACAUUAGACAUUCUCUAUAUAAAUGUUUAAUGAUCCGGUCUCCCAAAAUAAAAGUACUUUAAUCAUUUAUUCACCUUCAUGUCAUGCCAAACCUGUAUGGUGGUAACCAAACUUUGACCCUUAUUGACUUGUUCUAUGGACACAGAGACAUUUCUUAAAAUACCAUCUUUUGUGUUCCACCAAAAAGAAAGUCAUACAGGUUUUGAUUGACAUGACGGUGAAUAAAUAUGAGUUUUCCUUUUUAGGUCAUUUUUCUAAAAUGUUGAACCCAUCAACCAAAAUUGACAGCAGCAACGAGUUUUGAACAAUUAACCACUGUUGUAUUAUUCCAGAACUCUCUUUUAUCACUUGUUAGGGUUGUCUCAACCAACGCUUGUAUACAUCUCCAGGAGAUUUAUACCUUUAAGGUUUGCCUUUUGUGCCUUUGCAUUCCCUACCAAUCCAAUUUCUAUUCAUCAGCCUGUCUCUCUAAUAAGAUCAAAACGCUUUUUGCCAUGGCUAAACAGAUGUUUGUCGUCAGUUUGGUUAAAUGUGACAGUUGUGAGUGUUGUGAGAAUCAGUCCUCAGUGCAGGAAGAAUCUCACAGACAAAGGUUCCAGCGGUCAAAAGGUCAAACUUUAUUCGCUCGAGCCAACAAAGUGAGAUCAAAUAUCACCUGACAAAUGCACAUCUGACUCCAACAUCUGUACAGAAUUUACAAGCGGUUUACCACAUUGUUACGCUAUCUCUUUCUCCCUUUUGCUUGAUUUUAACUGCAGCAUGGGCUUCAGGGAUUAUGAAAGAAUAUGGUUAUUGUUGGCAUACAUGAUUCGUCAUGAUGUUUACCCAAACUUGGAAAGAAAGCUACUUAAUGCUUUAAAAAGUCCCUAAAACUACUUGCAUAUUGUGAAGUAAAUAAACAAUCAAGUCAGUGUACGUGCUUGUGAAAAGUAUAACUCCCAUAUAUAAAAUAUUAGAAAUUCGCCCAUAUGAGGCUGCAUAUACAGAAUAUUUACAGAAUACUGAUCUUUGUCUCUGUCAUUGAAAAAAACUAUUUUCUGCAAGUACACAUUCCUGUAACACUGGCUACUGGCUGUUUGUGGAAGCGGAGGAGCCGCCUGGGCCGGGUUACUUUUUAUUUACCAUCAUCAUGAUUUCAUCAAUGCAGUGUAAACCCUUAUUCGGACGAGAUAGAUAGGGGUAAAGUAAUGUAAUUUUACACUGCCUAGAACACAAUGCUUCUUCAAGAGACUAUACAAACACAGAUAACAAGAAAUGACAUGCUAUUCCCAUGAGGUCAUUAUUUCCGGACCUUGUUACAAGGUAAAAGACACUGUAAAAAAUGGAACUACAAAUGUUACAUUUGUGCUUAUGCAUUUGGCAGAUAGUAUAACCCAAAUAUCGAAAAUUAUUUGUUUAAUGUUGAAUCAAUGUUCAUUUUCAACAUUUAAUGUAAUAGUCUUUUUUAUUUUAAUGUGUUUUUUUGUUAUUAUAAUAAAUCUGGUAUGAUAACUUGUAUGUAUGUAUACUGUAAUGGCAUAAAACUGUUGUUUUAAAAUAGCAUUUAAAGUUGAAAUUAAAUGUAAAGCCAAAUCGAUUAUAUAUGUAAAAGGAAACAUUAUUUAAUCAUUUCUUUCUAGUGCACUGUGCCCAUUUUAAUUGCAGUAGAAAAUUGAAGUGAUUUCAUCUGUGCUGGCUGUACUUUCAAACCUGCAAGCAGGUUUAUUCAAGGUAAAGGU